AUGAACAACAUCUUCACGUAUGGUUCCAUCUCGGAUAUUCCGCUCUAUAACUGCAGCGCGCAUACUUUCGAAGAAUGGUCCGAGCGUGAUGGCGUACGUCGUCCUCUUUAUGGAAUCCUCGAUAUGGUUUAUGGGAUCGUAUUCAAUAUCCUCUACGUCCCAAUCCUUUCUGUCCUUUUUGAAAAAGACAACAUCAGAAUGUCCUGUUACAAGAUCAUGAUCUUCCUGGCAACUGUUGACAUGAUGGCACUCUGGGUCAACUCGAUCAUCACCGGAUUCUUGGCAUUCCAGGGUGCAGUUUACUGCACAUACCCAAACCUAAUUUAUAUUGCCGGAAUGGCAGGUUUGGGUCUCUGGUGUUGCUCUUGUGUCAUUGCAAUGAGUCUUGUGUUGAAUCGGCUUCUGGACUUGACCAAACCAGAUCUGGGAAGCUUGCUUUUUGAAGGAAAUCGUACUUAUUUCAUGUUGAGCUUUUCAUUAAUUUAUGGAAUGUAUUUUGUCGUCUUCACACCACCCAUCGCAUUCUCAUCCAAGUAUCACACUUGGUUUUUUGAUCCUCUCAUUUUUGUGAAUCGAACUGAAGAGUACGCCAAUAUUCCUCAUGGCUUCAACAACAUUCUCGUCGUCAGUGUCACUUGUCUCCUGUAUGUCUCCUUCUGCUUCGUUCUUGGGCAGAAGUUCAAACAAGCCUCCGACGGAACCUCUUCCAAAUCUAACAAAAUGAGUACUCAAAUCUUCCUUCAAUCGGCUUUAAUCUGUGCAAUCAAUCAAAUCGCCUCCAUAAUCUACGUCAUCAUGAACUUUAUCGAUGUUCCGUUCUGGCUGAUCAUCGUUGGGCAUAGCAUGUGGCAGUUCGGACAUGGUGCACCUGCUCUCAUUUAUCUGUGCUUGAAUCGCACAAUUCGUAAUGGACUAUUGAGAAAACUUGGAUUGAAGAAGCAAAAAGUCGGCUCAGCCAUCAAUCGUGAUUCCAACAGUGCCGCAUUCACAAAGACUAAUUGA
This is a messenger RNA of Caenorhabditis briggsae, 1002 nucleotides long. RefSeq names its product Protein CBR-SRT-29 (gene Cbr-srt-29). The transcript is spliced from 5 exons. Lineage: Eukaryota; Metazoa; Nematoda; Chromadorea; Rhabditida; Rhabditidae. Bases 1 to 1002 code for a protein of 333 amino acids. The record is from RefSeq and is a predicted model, not a curated record.